Molecule: messenger RNA, 540 nt
Organism: Trematosphaeria pertusa
Lineage: Eukaryota; Fungi; Ascomycota; Dothideomycetes; Pleosporales; Trematosphaeriaceae
Exons: 1
Coding region: 1-540 (179 amino acids)
Source: RefSeq, a predicted model, not a curated record
AUGCUUCGGCACGCCCUUGCAACCACGCGCCUUGGCUUCAAACCUCUCCCGUCGACAGCACUGCGGUUCUUCAGCACCGGUCCGUCUCUCAGUUGCAAAGCUCGAGUCAGCCAGCUUCUCGAGCAAGCCCAGUCAGUCCUUCCAGAGGCAUACAAGACCGUCAAGGCCAAACCCCCGUCCGACAAGGCGCACCGGCGCAGCCAACUCAUAUGGCUCGUUAAGCACUCCCUCGGAAAGGACCCCGCGGCAAAUAGGAUUCCGUCGCCUCACGAGAGGCCGUGGGACAACAGUGGUGCGCGGGACGAUGACAGCAGCAAUGAGAAGGGCGCUCAGUCCUGGGAAGGCCCGACGGUGUGGCCCCACUUGUGGUUCGUAUCCCCCUUCGCCGUGCUCUGGAAUAUAGAGUACUCAUAUGAACGACAGGUGAGCAUAUUUCGCCUGAGCGCAGACCUCGAAAGCUUCCACAGACGGCAGCCAUCUCUUCUCCCAGCCUCCCGCCCAGCUACUCUCAGAUCGGAUCGGACUGGCUUUUCGCAAUGA